CGUGGCACGUGGGAUCCUCCCGGACCGGGGCACGAACCCGUGUCCCCUGCAUCGGCAGGCGGACUCUCAACCACUGCACCACCAGGGAAGCCCUGACUGGCUUCUUUUACUUAGGAUGUUUUCAAAGUUCAUCCAUGCCAUGGCAUGUAUCAGUACUUUAUUCCUUUUUAAUGGCUGAAUAAUAUUCUAUUGUAUAGAUAUGCCCAUUUGUCCAUUCAUCAUUCAAUACUUGGAUUUUUAAAUAUAUCUUCCCAUUUUUAAUUCAAAUAUAUGCUUUAAAAAGUUCUGUGUAACCUUAAGCAUGUAUCUGCUGGCCAGGUAAGUCAGAGGGCCAAUGGUAUAAGACCGUUGUUUUAUGACCCACUGUUACAUGUUUUCCCAUAUAAUCCUCAUAUCAGGAACUUGGGGUUUGGGAUGGUAAAAGGACAUGCGUAGGAAAAGGCCUGCAGUGCAGCUUCCACUCCGUACCGCCAGAAGCUUUUCUCCCCCAAACCAAAACCUCAGGGGAAAGGGCUUUGUUUUAGAAUGAGCGGAAGACAAACAUCUAGCUUAUGGCUCUGUCCUUGCAUUUCCCUGGGACUCAGUUUCCCUCCAUGUAAAAUGACUGAUGUUGGGUUAGUUGAUCUCCAAGGCACUGGGCUUGCUAACGGGGUCAUUCUUUUUCCCCAACAUCCACCUGGGCACGAAUUGGCUCUGGUCAAGAUAGUUUAGCUGCAGCUGAACACAAGGUUGAGGCCCCUGGCUUAUCCUGGUAAUUGGUAGAUUCGUGCGGAGCUGUCCUAAGGCACCACGGGGAAGAAACCAGCCCAGAAGUCCUCCUUGUCGCUGGCCAGUCCAUUUUACCUGCCAGGGUCAUUUGUGAGGUGGCAGCACCAGGGCUGAGCCUGGGACUUACAUCAGGAGUGACUUAAACUCAACUCGUGGUUCUCGAACAGAAACCCCAGCCUGGGCCCCCUCACCUUAUUUAUGGCAAGGGCAACUUAUCACUAGGAGGAAAGGUCUAAGAGCCCCUGUUGAAAUGCUGAUAAAUAAUCAUCGAGCUUUUCCUGCGCCGAAAGUUGUUUCAUAAGCAAGGUCGGAUGUCUCUAGUGGUCACCCCAGGCACCUUUCCUCCCACCCUCGUUUUCCAAAAGGACGAAGGAUAGGGAAGCGACGUCCUAGCUCGCGUAUUUAAACCGGGCAGAGGGUCAGCAGAGGUCCGCGUUUCUCAACUCUUUCCAAGAGCACCUCGCGUCCCGAAUCGGCGCCUUCAACUCGGAGAAGUCGGGAGCCCCACAGGAAACUUCCAUUACUGCAGACGCUGCCACACAGCCGGGGCAGCGGAUGGGCUGCCGCGCUGGCUCCCCAGGAAUGCGCUCCCUCCACGGCCGGCCGCCCCGCCGGCCCGCCCUCUCCCGGGGACCCCCCGGCACCUGCGGCCUCCGAAACCAUGUCGGGCAGGUCGGUUCGAGCCGAGACCAGGAGCCGGGCCAAAGAUGAUAUCAAGAGGGUCAUGGCGGCUAUCGAGAAAGUGCGCAAAUGUCAAGCCUUGGAUUUGCUGACCUACUGGGGCCCGGGCCAAGGAAGCCAGUUCAGGGGCUUGGAGAAGAAGUGGGUGACUGUGGGUGACACAUCCCUGCGAAUCUACAAGUGGGUCCCUGUGACGGAGCCAAAGGUGGAUGAUAAAAACAAGAACAAGAAAAAGGGCAAAGAUGAGAAGUGUGGCUCAGAGGUGACCACCCCGGAGAACAGCUCCUCCCCGGGAAUGAUGGACAUGCACGAUGAUAACAGCAACCAGAGCUCCAUUGCAGACGCCUCCCCCAUCAAACAGGAGAACAGCAGCAACUCUAGCCCCGCUCCCGAGCCCAACUCGGCCGCGCCCGGUGAUGGCACCGACACCAAGGUGGAUGAGGCCCAGGCCGAUGGGAAGGAGCUCCCCGGGGCCGAAGAUGCUUCUGAUGAGCAGAAUUCACAGUCUUCAAUGGAAAACUCGAUGAACAGUUCAGAGCAAGUAGAACGGCAGCCAUCUGGAGAUGUGGGUCUGGCUGCAGAGACAUCCACAAUCUCUCAGGUACCUCGGUCGAGGUCUCAGAGGGGCAGCCAGAUCGGCCAGGAGCCCGUUGGGGUGUCGGGGGAUCUGGAAGGAGUGCCACCCUCCAAAAAGAUGAAACUGGAGGCAUCGCAGCAAAACUCCGGGGAGAUGUAGACGCCGAGUUCAGCCCCCUGAUCCACUUCUCACUGGAGACGCAUCAGCGGCUUAAUUCUAGAGCAGCCUCACCGAGCGGAUCCCUGUUGGGUGCGAAGGGAGCUACUAACUUUUCAAGUGUACCAAGUGCAAAUCCAAGAAAACCUAGAAUGGCGUAACUUCUCAGACACUGAAGAACUUCCUGCUGGGAAGCAAAACACUCGAAUCUUGAAGCGACUGUCCUGAGGAAGGCGGGGUCGACAGCUCAGGAGCUGCACGCCGUCUCUGAAGCCAAGAUUACAGUUGUGUUGCUGCUGUAUUGUUUUUUUGGUUUUUUUUUUUUUUCCACUUCUCUAUUUAAGGAUGUAAGCUAUUUGAGGGUGGUACCGAUCGGGAAUUCGCUUUUUCAUCGGGGCUUUUCACUGUUCAACUGAUUCCUUCCACUUUCUUUUUUUGUGCCUUGUGCCCUUGAGGUGACCUCUGGCAUGUUUUCCUGGUUGUUUUGCAUCUCCCCUUGCAAGUGCCCUCUUGGUUCAGUUCAGGCAGCCAUUGCCCCGGUCCUCACAUCUCUCUCCUCCCUGCCCCGGGACUUCAGCUGGAGCGGACCAGGCAGGGAGAAGGAGAGCCCGAGGCUGCAGAAGAGCAGGACCUCCCGGGCAGCCUGACUUCCUGGUCCAGGGGGCUGAGGGACACACCCUGAGCCCCAGGUGGGGACAGCACCAGCCUCCAGGGUCCGAGGAGCCUCCGAUGUCUGGGCACUGUCCCCAAGGGCUUCCACAGAGCCCUUCGAUUGUCCUGGCACUUCCCCCUCUGCCGCCGCCACACCGCGUUCUCCCACACCUCCGAAGACGGACUGGCUUCUGCCGCUGACUGCAGGAUUGUCUCCUUAAGACGAUAAAGGGGCGGAGGAGGCUGGGAGCAGACGGCAGGAAUAGCUGGUGCUGAACUUUCUCUCAUAGGACGUCGCUUGGAUUUCAGAUCCACAGUCACCUGCUGCCCUCUGCUUGCCGCCCUCCCCCCCAGCUCCACCCGUCCCCACCUGCAGAGGAGGCAAGGUUGCAGUCGGCCAAAUUCCAAAAUCCGCUUGCUUCUACCUACUGUUCCGAGUCCCGGAGCCAACAGUUGGAUCGUGUCUCGUUCCCGGACGCUCUGAUGCUCCCAGACGCUGCCACGGGGGAGCGGGCCUUGAGGGUUGGACCUCGAAGGCCAGAAACGAGGCACCGAGGAACUGGAGAGCUUUGCACUCCUCCAGAAAGGGGCAACCGGGUCCCUCCCCCGCCUCCAUCCCCCGCCUGCACUGGGACAGCUUCCUCUCACUAAAAUGGAGAUGCCCCCCGCCCCUUGGACAAACUGCCUAAUUGUUUGGUUCUGAGGCCUGGUUUGCUCUUAAUUCCUAUACAGACUCCUCAGACCUUAACCCUUUUCCUGAACUUUCUUUACUGCACUGGAGUUCCAACUCCCUUUGAGUUGUAUGGCGGGAACGGGGAGGGAGGGUUCCGGGGGGGUUUCGUUGGUUGUUUUAUUCUUUUUUUCUGUUUGUUUGUUUGUUUGUUUUUGUUUUGGCUAAUUGGUGCAUAUUCAGGUACCACCUUUUUCACAUGUGGAUCUCUCUCCUGGCCGCCAUGGGGAGUGUCUGCCAGAUUCCAUUUUCUAAGAGUGUCUGAGGGUGAGGCUCUUAUUUGUUUUUUAAGGGAGCCAAUCUAUUUCCUGCACUUCAAGAAGAAUCAAAAUGUUCCUGAAUUUCAAAUACCUCAUGCAAAAAUGUCUCCUGAAACAAAGGAAGAAAAAAAAAAAAAACAUGAACUUUGAAAAUCUUAACGUUGAAGUUAGCAAUGCCGAAAGGUUUCUGUCUUAAAAAAAAAAAAAAAAAAAAUCCUUAUCAAUUUCACCCCUCAGGCAGGCAGUUCUGCGGAGAACUGUGUCCUGCAUUACCUCUCAGCGUAUCUCAAGGCGGCUUUACCUCCAGACCCUAUAGAGUUAGAGUUAACUUUUUCCUUUGCAGCAAAACUCCAUUUGGAUGAAAGAUGAAUUUGGAUAUUUAUUUCCUCCUCUUUUUUGGGAAACGAGAGGUUACAAGCAAGACAGCUGAAGGAGAAUCACACGCAUCCGUGGAAACAGCAGGGUCCUCUCAACAGGCAAGGGGAGUGGACGCGGUUGAGGAUGAACGAAGAGGACACCCAGGAUACGAGGCUGUCAUAGUUUUUCUCUGAAGUGCCUGAAGGUAGGAAUGGGCCGGGGGUCGGGACCGACGGGGCCCCGCCACGGCCACGCCAGGCAGAGCGCCAGCGGCCCUGCACUCCAUCCACGCCGGCCGGGAAGGCCUUCCACGCGGGAUGAUGAGACUGCAAAAAUCCAGACGUGCUUCCUUCCCCGACGCGGCUCGCUCCUCAGCCGCCGUUCCCCACCCCUCGCCCCCAGUCCCACCACAGAAUCUAAGACCUUUCAGCCGGCGAGCCAGAGGCGGGGGUCCUAAGCGAAUGCCUUCCGCGGACACCAGGCCCCGCGGCCUAAAGGGCUCCCGGGGCAAACUUACUCCCCGAAAAACUUGAAGUUGGGGAUGCUGCAGCUACACAUUCCACAAAGUGCUGGCACUUACCCCAUAACCCGAAGGCGGUAGACCGACUCAUAGGGUGGUGACCUCCCAUUACCAACGGUGUCAUGGUUUUUGGAAUGUUCAUUAUCAGCCAAGGACCUGCUUAGAGGUAUAAAGACCUUUUUUCACUGUUACCUAAUUUUUUUUUUUCCUUACGAUUUUUUUUUUUUUUGGUGUGUUGUACAGCAGUAUAAUUUUUCACUUAUUUAUU
Physeter macrocephalus (sperm whale) is the source of this 4968-nucleotide messenger RNA. RefSeq names its product BAF chromatin remodeling complex subunit BCL7A (gene BCL7A). The transcript has 8 exons. NCBI's taxonomy places the organism in Eukaryota, Metazoa, Chordata, Mammalia, Artiodactyla, Physeteridae. The coding region runs from base 1430 to 2185 and encodes 251 amino acids. The record is from RefSeq and is a predicted model, not a curated record.